Molecule: messenger RNA, 246 nt
Organism: Funneliformis geosporum
Lineage: Eukaryota; Fungi; Glomeromycota; Glomeromycetes; Glomerales; Glomeraceae
Source: the annotation of a GenBank genome assembly
GAUACCAAGGAGGUAGUACCACCUAUUUCUUCCAGAAAUCAGGCUCCGAUUAAACUUAAGCGUAUUCCCAUAGUGAACAAGCCAGCUCCUACAAUCGCAAAAACAGUUGAGAAGCAGUAUCCUGAAUUAUCUUUUUUAAGCGACAGUGAAGAAUUUCAUGAAUUUUAUCAAGUAUCCAGCGGGAAUCUUUGUCUUGUAUGGGGUAAGAGCCAAUACGAGGAAAGUGGGAAGGCGCCUAUUUUUUGA